Molecule: messenger RNA, 8761 nt
Organism: Gasterosteus aculeatus aculeatus (three-spined stickleback)
Lineage: Eukaryota; Metazoa; Chordata; Actinopteri; Perciformes; Gasterosteidae
Gene: kif26ba
Product: kinesin family member 26Ba
Biological process (GO): microtubule-based movement
Molecular function (GO): microtubule binding; microtubule motor activity; ATP binding
Source: RefSeq, a predicted model, not a curated record
UCCUCCCUCCCUCCCCAGAUCCUGUCACCUCCAACAUGACUUCCCUAUCGGGGACCAAGGAGAGGUCCGUGAGCAGCCGGAGCAGAAAAUAUGGGAUGCCCGACACCUCUCCAACCAAAGCUGCCUCCUUUUUCCCGGACACAUGGUACCGAAAGGCCUACGAUGAAAACAGUCGCACGCGCCCCGCCCCAGAGGGUGCCGGCUCCAUGCCGAGCUCCACUGGCACCCCGUCACCAGGCUCUGGGAUCUCCUCACCGGGGUCUUUCUCCGGAUCGCCAGGGACCAUCUCUCCGGGGAUUGGGACAGAGUCGCCUGGUUCUCUGGGCGGCUCCCCGGGUUUUGGGACAGGAUCACCAGCCUCGGGCAGCGGAAGUUCCCCCGGCAGUGAAAGAGUGAUUUGGUGUGAGAACUGCAACGCUAGACUGUCAGAGCUGAAAAGACAAGCAUUGAAACUGCUCAUCCCAGGACCUUACUCCAGCAAGGAUCCCUCCUUCUCUCUCCUCCUUCACGAUAAGCUUCAGGUGCCCAACAGUUCCUGGCGGGCGUGGAACGAGCGCGACAGUCGCUGUGACGUCUGCGCCACCCACCUCACGCAGCUCAAACAGGAAGCCGUGCGAUUGGUCCUUACUCUCGACCAGUGGGAUUUGUCUCCCCCGUCUUCGCCUCCUCCCACAUUGAACGGUAUGGAUCUCAAGGACCUCCGGGGUCCUAUGGGAGCAUCUGGAGUACCAGGAGGUCCUGGUUCACGGGAGUGGAUCCCUGCUUUUCUUCCUUCCUCCUCCUCUUCAGCUGUUGCACACUCGUCCUCCCAGUCCCCUUCCCCGAGUCCCAGCCAGACCCCAACGCCCAGCCCGAGCCACGGACCAUCCAACCCCGGCCAUGGGAGUCCCUCGGUUGGACAAACGUCCAACUGUGCUACCACAAACCCACCACCUCAUGGCCCUGGGCACAGAUCGGGGUCCAAGCCCAGUUCUCUGGGGCUUGGAGGUGGGGUGGACAGAAGGAACGGGUCCCCCGGUCCGGGAAAAGCUGUUGCCCAGCCAGUCACUGGAGUAAACAGCCAUGGCAAUAAUAGUGGUAAUAACGGAAGUGGAGCAGUACUGAGUACAACAGCUCUGCAGGCUCAUCAGCACCUGAACCGAUCUAAUGGAGGAGUUACACUCUACCCGUACCAGAUAUCUCAGAUGAUCUCUGAGGACUCCAGAGAAGGUUUGACCGAGGCAGCCCUCAACCGCUACAACACGCACUCUCCUGCACACAAUAGUUCAACGUCGCACACAAACUCGCCCUCUCACACGCCAGCUGUGACCACAAUCGCGCCAAGCACCACAUCUGCUGCCGCUUCCUUCUUUGCCAGAGCUGCACAAAAGUUGAACUUGGCAUCCAAGAAGAAGAAGCAGAAGACUGCGGCCGUCACGGCCCCAGUGACGUCAUCCUCGCAAUCAUGUGACCCCGCUCUGUUCCCCACCAAUUUUAGCUCCGCCCUGUUGAUGGCACCUCCUCCGGCUCCGCCAUGCCUUCUCCGCGCAGCCAACAAAAUCAAAGACACCCCUGGGCUUGGAAAGGUGAAAGUGAUGGUUCGUGUGUGCCCGGCGUCUCAGUCGGACGCAGCGGAGUCCAGUUCCUUCCUUAAAGUGGAUCCCAGGAAGAAACAAAUCACCAUCAUGGACCCCUCAGCCAAUCAGACAGCGAGCUCUGCCUCCCAGAAAAAGGCGGGAGCCAAUCAGGUUCCUCCAAAGAUGUUCAGCUUUGACGCUGCUUUCCCACCUGAUGCAUCACAGGCGGAGGUGUGCGCGGGAACGGUUGCCGAGGUGAUUCAGUCGGUGGUAAACGGAGCAGAUGGCUGCGUCUUCUGCUUUGGACACUCCAAACUGGGUAAAUCCUACACCAUGAUUGGCCGUGAUGACGCUCUCCAGACUCUGGGUAUAAUCCCCUGUGCCAUCUCCUGGUUGUUUAAGCUCAUAAAUGAGAGAAAAGAGAAAACGGGAGCACGCUUCUCUGUUCGUGUCUCUGCAGUGGAGGUUUGGGGAAAAGAGGAGAACCUUAAGGACUUGCUGUCUGAAGUGGCCACAGGCAGCUUACAGGACGGACAGGAUGGACAGUCACCUGGAGUCUACCUUUUUGAGGACCCUAUCUGUGGCAUGCAGCUCCAGAACCAGUCUGAACUGCGCGCUCCGACCCCGGAGAAGGCGGCCUGGUUCCUGGAUGCAGCCAUCGCAGCUCGUCACAGCAGCCACACCACGGAAGAAGAGCACAGAAACUCACACAUGCUGUUUACAUUACACAUAUACCAGUACCGCAUGGAAAAGACAGGCAAAGGAGGAAUGUCAGGAGGUCGCAGUCGCCUCCACCUGCUGGAUUUGGGCAGUUGUGAUCUCAAAGUCCUUGGAGGAGGAGACGUGAAAAGCAGGGAGAACUCUUUGCCCGGCGCUGCCCCUCUGUGCCUUUCUCUAUCGGCCCUCGGCAACGUGAUCCUGGCCCUGGUCAACGGCAGCAAGCACAUCCCAUACAAGGACAGCAAACUGACCAUGUUGCUAAGGGAGUCGCUUGGCAACAUGAACUGCCGGACCACCAUGAUUGCUCACAUCUCUGCCUCACCCAGAGAUUUCUCAGAAACCCUUUCCACCAUCCAGAUCGCUUCCCGGGUCCUCCGCAUGAAAAAGAAGAAAACUAAAGUCACAGUGCAAUACACUUCCAGCUCCUCUGGAGGAGAGAGCUCCUGCGAGGAGGGUCGCAUGCGUCGUCCCACCCAUCUGCGACCUUUCCAUCACCGCGGUGACACGGACUCGGACCUCCCGUUGCUGCGACUGUCCAGUGACCCCGACGAAUAUUCCAGCAGCGAGCAGUCAUGUGACACGGUGAUCUACGUGGGCCCUAACGGGUCCGCGGUGUCCGACAGAGAGCUGACGGACAACGAGGGGCCGCCAGAAUUUGUGCCAAUUAUUCCUGCUUUGCUUCGAGGUAAAAUGUCGGAACAGCAUCAAAGUCAAAGUCAGGCGGCCGGAGCCCAGAACAAGGUUCAGCCUCAGCCAGACGACCAACCCAGUGUCGCCGCUCAGCCUUUGCCUCAACCCUCUCAGUCGCUGCUCGGGCAGCCGUUGGCUCCGGUCCCAGAGGAGAGAGCCGAGUGCCUGAAAUGUAACACCUUUGCUGAGCUGCAGGAGAGACUGGACUGCAUUGAUGGAAGCGAGGAGGUGGCAAAGUUCCCCUUUGAAGAAAUUCCAGCGAGCAAACAAGGUGCCAAACAGGAGUCAUGUCCAUCUUCGGCUGUCACGACCUCCGCUCCUUCUGCUCCGGUGCCGGAUACAGAAACUAAAACAGGCUCUGCAUGUGCUGUAGCAGGUUCACUGGAGUUCUCCUCCUCAGCAGCAGCAGCAGCCUCCAGGAGGAGGACCAAUGACCAGCAGCUACAGGAGAUCAAGGAGGUGGUGGAAGAGGCACAGCUGGCUCAGACAAUGAUCCACAACUUGGCUCAGAGUUCUAGUUCCACUAUAGUUACUAGUACCAGGAGCGUUACGGGAAGCAGCACCAUUCCCUCUAACCCGCUACACAGGGCCAAGAGCUCCCUGCAGGACGGCCGCGAGAGUCUGAAUGUGGUGAAUAACACUGAGGGGAAGGCCCGGCCAUUAGGAUCUCCACGCCUUGGCAUCGCCAGUCUCACCAAAACCUCAGACUUCAGGCCUCCGUGCUCCCCGUCCCAGCGGUGCAAAGUGUACACCCAGAAGUGUGUAUUGCCGGCAACGCCCCCCUUGUCCUCACACACUCUGGCUCAAGAUGGACAGACAACAGAGGCUUUGACCUCAGACAACAGUUUGGCUGCAGACAGCGGCCGGUCCUCCACAGGCUCCCUGCUGUCUCGGACUUCUCCGGUGGGCAUGAGCCCACAAGUCCGAGAGCCGGCCCAAACUCUGUCGGCCAGCCUGGGAUCAGCAGAGACCCUCUGUGACGAUGACGUCCCACCGAUUCCCUUGGACACACACAAGGAUGCCGCGGGACCAGGAGCUUCUGUAAGAACAGUUGGACCUCCGUCACUUGGGGAGGAUGAAGCAGUGUACACUUUAGCUUGUGGAGAGUCUCAAGCCUCCUGCUCCAUCAGUACAGCCGAGGAUGGAGCUGUGGCAAAUAAUCGCAUGCUUGCAGAUCCUGCAACAACCUCGGGGGGUACGGAUGUCGCUGCUAUGGCAGAGGUGGCCAUGGCCAAGUUGCGGAUAGAAGGAGAAGCCUUUUCCACAGUGACGUCUAACUGCGGUUCACCCAUCUCCUCUUGGAUGAGUGAUCUGAGCAUGGGCAGCGAAGCUGAGCAGUCUCUCCACAGCUUCAGUCAGUCCCAGAGCCAGCAAGGGGAGGCCCUGGCUGAACCUGAACCCAGCCAGAACCUUUUGUUCGUAUCUGAUGGUCUGGGUGGUUAUGAGAACGGAGGCAGCCCAAAAAGGGGGACUCUGGAGGGAGAGUUGGUGCUGUCAGAAAACGGGAGUAAUAAGGCAACUGCAACCAAAGACCGGCUGAGAAAACUGCCUCCAUCCAUGGCUAAAACGAACAUCCAAAUUCUGGCCGGACCCAGUAACUUCUCUCCCUUCAAGACCACCAUCAGCGUGCACCCAUGUGUGGCUGUCAAACCCAUGGUCAUACAGGAACAAACCAUCCUCUCUUCGCCUACCAAGACCAGCUCAACGAAAGACCCAAGCAAAUAUAAUGCACCACUUUUAGCUUCUAUUUCCAGUGAGAUGAGCUUUGAAGAUCCUUGGUUGAAGCGCGUUGUGGAGGAGGGGAGGUGCAGGGAGCGUGUGUGUGAAGUGAGGCCAGAGAAGAGGGACGUGGAGUAUUCAAAAAGUCAAGCGAUAGCUGCGACCGGAGACCACCACAGCUUCUACAGGGAUGGUGGGGACCAUGGCAGCUCUAGUUCAGGUGGUGAGAUCGUGUCGUCUCCAGAUUCCUUUACGAGGUUGGUGGAUGGCUGUGAGAUGGUGGCCGUUGUUGCCCAGGGAGAAUGUUCGACGAGUAUCUACAGCUCGGAUAUCCACCGCACUGCCAGUCUUCCCCGUGGCUGGCACCGCCUCAACCGCCACGAUGGCUUGGACAACGGAAACGAGUACCGCAGUCUCGGUGUCACGACUUCAACUCCCUGCAGUCCUCGAGCCACACUCGACCGCCGGGGAUCUGCCGGAAAACUAGGCUUCAUCUCGCACAAGAAGGGGGGAAUCCCACCUCUGCCGCCGAUACGGAAGUCCAGCCUUGACCAGCGGAACAGGGCAGCCAGCCUUCUCCAGCAACCGUGCCACGGGGCGUCCCUCCUGGGCAUCGCGGCCGAUGACGCACAGAUCGCCAGACAGCGAGGCGCCAGUAUAGACAGCAGCAGACUCUUCAGCGCCAAAUUGGAACAGCUUGCAAACAGGACCAACUCCCUCGGUCGGGUCCACGGCACCCAAAGUGGUUCCCAACACUACGACUGCUUCUCUCUGGAGAGAGGGGGGAGCGUGAGAGGGGGAGAAGUGAAGGGGGACAGCACCAUGCCUCGUACCGGGCGCAGCAGCACCCGUGCCGGAUCAGGAUCUUCUCCCUUUGGAAACAUUAGCGGUUUCAGUGGCGGCCCCGGUCCAAGCAGUGUUCCACAGUCACCUGCCAAGACCAGUGGCCAGUCCAAAAUAUCAGCAGUCAGUAAGCUUCUAAUGACCAGUAGUCCCAAGGCCCGGAGUCUGUCUUCAUCCAGCACCAAGACCCUGAGCUUCUCCACCAAGUCCUUAAGCCAAGCUUCCAGCCGCAGCUCCAGCCUUCCUCCUAAUGGAAAGACCCAGAGCUCAGUUCAAGGACCUCUGCAGCAGCCGGCACCUUCCCCUGGGUCCUGGUCUACCCAAUCUUUGAGCCGCAGUCGAGGGGGAAACCUGGCUGCCAAGCUGCCUCUCCGCGCCGUCAACGGUCGAAUUUCAGAGCUCCUCCAGGGAAGUGCAGGCUCCCGUUCCAGAGGUCUCGCCCAGGGAGGAGGCACAGAUCCAGCAGAGGAAAGAGGAGUUGGAGGGGCAAGUGGAGGAGGAACUGUUGCAGGUGGUGAUGGUAGUGGAGGUGGUGGUGGAACUGGUCAGGGUGAGGAGAGGACAGCAGUAGUUCAAACACUGCCGUCACCCUACAGCAAGAUCACAGCUCCCAGAAAGGCACACCGCUGCAGCAGCGGCCAUGCCAGUGACAACAGCAGCGUACUGAGUGGGGAGCUCCCUCCGGCGAUGGGGAAGACGGCCUUGUUUUACCACAGUGGAGGCAGCAGUGGCUAUGAGAGCAUGCUGAGAGACAGCAGCGAGAACACAGGAAGCACCUCCUCCGCCCAGGACUCCCUCAGUGAGCACAGCUCAGCCACCACCUCCUCCAGACGGAGCUCCAAGAGCAGCAAGAAGAGCAGGAGCAACACAGGCCUGCAGCGUCGUCGCCUGAUCCCCGCACUGACCUUGGACUCUUCCUCUUCUUCACCGUCUCACCGCUCCUCCAAACAGGCCAUCACCUCCUCUUCCUCCUCUUCCUCCAGUCCGGGUGCAUGCUGGGUAGAUGGUCCACUGGGGCCACCGACUCCCUCGAACCUCCGCGGCGCGACCGCAACGACAGAAACCUUUGAGAUAAAGGUGUAUGAGAUAGAUGAUGUUGAGCGACUGCAGAAGAGGAGAGACAAAGGAGGAAGCAAGGAGGUGGUGCAUGUCAACGCCAAGCUCCGUCUGCUGGAACACCGUCAACAGAGAAUCACUGAAGUCAGAGCCAAGUACCAGUGUCUGAAGAAGGAGCUGGAGCAAACCAAACAGCACCUGAUGCUGGAGCCGCACAAAUGGACCACCGAGUUUGAGCUACAACAGGCCUACGAAGUGGACUCACUGGAAUAUUUGGAGGCUUUGGAGACAGUGACGGAAAAACUGGAGAACCGAGUCAACUUCUGCAAAGCUCACCUCAUGAUGAUCACCUGCUUCGACGUGUCCUCAAGGCACCGGUAGACAGAUGGCCAGCUGGAGGCCAGCAGAGGCAGAACCUCAGCUGGACUCAGUUAGAUGACGACCUUUGGACCAUUAUGCCCACAGAUUAAAUCAAAAACCAACCAAAUAUCUCCUAAAAAAAUACAUCCCAUCAGAUGUUGUGGAUAAUUGCAAGGGGUGAUACAGGGAUGACUGGCCACUCGAUCCUGCAUGUCUCCUCCAGAUGUUAGUAGGUAGAAGGACAGGCGGACGCAGGGAUGGAGGGAUGAAAAAGAGGAUGGAUAUACAUGAAUCAGGCCAGAAGACAGAUGAGACCCUGUUGUAUUUCUUGGGGAUUGAAGACAACCUCAGACAGCGAUAUUGAGCAGCAUCUAAUGGACGGGCCACUUAAAAUCAGAUGAAUGUCGCCGCUCGGAGAUGCAGACUGACGGUGUGAGUCUGAGAAGAAACACCAACAACAUCAAUAAUAGAGGGGUUUCCAGAGACUAACAAAAAUGAACCCGCUCACACAGCUCUAAGACGGAGUCAUUUCGGAAUGUCGAGAAGAAAGGAGCGGAAAGUCGAACAAAGACUGCCCAUUUUCGCUCAAAAAAAGAGAAAGAAGAGGUGCAGGAGAGGAGAGAAACAAUUUGGCAUCUCCCACCAUUUUAGAAAAGCACUUUUAAGCGUUAAAUACAGAGUGCCGACAACAGAACGGCCUGGUAUUGUUGUGCAGUUAUUAAAAGAAACUGACCAAGAGAAAGACAGGACGACAAAGGAAAAAUGAUUUAGACAAGUGCCUUGUAAACAUUUCAACAAUACCAAGACCAAUUCUCUUUCUCUCUACAAUGCAGUUAGUUUGGUGCUAGCGUAGAAAAAAAACAUAGAAGAUCAGUGUCCUUGGGAAACCUUUGAAUUUAUAGCCAUUUUUGACUGUGAUGUUUUAUUGUGGGUCAAUGUUUCACUAUAUCAUAGACAAAGUAAUACUGUAUGUUGAGACUCGAUUUAAACUAAAUUAAAAAAGUUAAUGGAUCAAGUCCUCUGAAAAACAGCAAAAGUGUUGCAAGGACCAAAUAUCCAAUUUUUAAAAAACGUACAUGAUUUUUCAAGAAAACAAGAGUAACGGGUGUUUAAACAAAGGCAAAAACGCCCUUUUUUUGUGGUGAUGUUUUUGACUCAAACCACAGAGCACCUGAAUCUGAGCAUCUGAACUGUGAUGCUCAGCGUCUCACACACACACACACACACACACAGCAUGUUUCUCCUGAUACAGAUGUGAUGGCUUUUCCAUGGUUCACACAGAAGUGGAAAUGAAAAUGUGUUGACCUGACUGUCAGACCGACUGACAGACAGACUGUUAUUUGUAUCCGUGUUGUUCUGCUUUGUUCUAAAAAAAAAAGAAAAAAAAGACUGAUUUGUCAACGUGUGUGUUUUAUAUUACGGUAUCCUUUUUUUAUUUGAGUCCAAUGGGACCAUGUGGAGACUAUGUACGAUAGCAAGAGAAUGCAAGUGGUUAAAGAGAUGUUUGAGGGGAAAUUCUGAGCAACACACAACACACAGUCACGAGAUGAGCCCAUUGAUUGACAGUGUUAAAUGCCCUUUUUAAAGGCCUGCGUUAUUGGAAACAUGUAGUGAAUUUAGACUCAAAAUGCACACGAUAAAGGAAGAAUUGAAAAAGAUAUAUAAAGUAAAGAAAGAAAGAAAUGGAUAAUGGCCAAAUUAAGAGGCAUAGGUCUCUGCCUGGUUCCAUUUUGUUUUGGAAGAUUUGUUAAUAUUACUAUAUGGUGCUUGAGAUGUUUAUGAUCUAAAUGUUUGUACAAAUAUAAAUAUAUGAAAGA